AUGGGCUCUCCGCCGGCCUUUGGCGCGCUGGGCGCAAUGUUCACCACGAUGAGGCUUCUGCAGGCAGUGUCGCUCAUCUCCAUCAUUGGCCUCACGGGCAACUUUGUUGCGGAGCUGGUCUCGAGUGAUUUCUCUACUCCGUCUGCCCUGGUUGGCACGCUGGUUGUUGCCUGUCUGGCUACGGUAUACAUCCUCAUCAGCUAUAUCCUCUACUGGGAUCACAUGCUCCCCCUUCUCGUCGCCACCGCAGCAGACACCCUCUGCUUCAUCGCCUCCAUCAUCGUAGCCUGCGUCCUCGGCAGGCCCGUAAGCUACCUCAACUGCAGCGCGUUCCCCAAAAAGGGCAACACAGGCAACUUCAUCUACUCGCUCUUCGCCAACGUCAAGCACGCCUCGUCCAAUACCUUCGAAUGGGUCGAUCCCAGCAAGGCGUCGUGCUAUGAAAUCAAGGCCAUCUGGGGCCUGUCCAUCGCAACAUCCAUCCUCUUCUUCAUGUCUGCCGUCGCCGCAAUCUGCCUGUGGAAGCGCGUCAAGGGAGGCGCAGACCGUCCGGCAAGCCGCAAGCCGAUGGACCUCGAAUGA
Molecule: messenger RNA, 582 nt
Organism: Trichoderma breve
Lineage: Eukaryota; Fungi; Ascomycota; Sordariomycetes; Hypocreales; Hypocreaceae
Product: membrane-associating domain-containing protein
Exons: 2
Coding region: 1-582 (193 amino acids)
Source: RefSeq, a predicted model, not a curated record